AUGUCACUCAACCAUUAUCCUUCCUACCAACGAUCGUCACCUCCUAUUGAACAUGGGAAACUACGUAUUCAAAUUCACAGCUGCUAUUUGAACGUGCCUGUCAAACGGCCUUAUGUUGUCUUGACAAUGGGAGAUCAGCUAUACGAGACUUCGGUAUCAGAAUACCCGCAGGGUCGAUGGCACGAGAGCUUUGAGUUCAAGGUCACUUUCCAUGCCCAGCUUUUCGACACUGUUCAGCUUGAUUUAUACGACUCAUAUAUGCUGUUGCCGGAUAAACACGUGGGUCGGGCCGAGAUCCGGCUCAAAACUUUACGUGGCAUGCCAGAGACGUUUACAAGUUACUAUGAGAUUUGGGACAAACGGCUAUCAACGGGUGCAAGUUCACGCGUGGGUCGCGCCAAAACCAUGGCUACCAAUGUGGGUGCUAUUCAAGCAAAGAUAUCUUACAUUUAUCAAGAAGAUGAAUCACAUGGAGACAAUGACACUACUGGAGAAUCAAGUGGCGACUUGGCUGAUUUGGCGAAUUUAUCCAUACGUCGACGCAGCAGUGGUGGUAGCAGUAUUGGUAGUCAUGGUGUGGUGGGUCGUCGUCGUGGUAUGACAGAUGAGGAAUUGGCAACAGAAUUUCGUCAACACGUCAAACAUCAACGCGAGUCGGCAGCUAUCGCUUUUCAAAAGUAUGAGGAACAUGGCAACGGCAACAAUAGGCGACGUGGAUCAUCAGACAAAGAAUCGUUACCAGAUGGAUUGGAUUAUCCAGAUGAAAGUGAUGGAGCUGAAGAGGAAGAGGGAACCAAUACCAAUGGAGACUUGGGCGUCACCCCUCUCAAACAACCCCUGGCUCUCAGCAGAAAACGUACAUCUCAAAGCUUACGGGAACAAUCUGCACCAGUGGAUCCAACAACCAAAGAGUUACCCGACAACAACACUAAUAGCAACAAUCCAACGCCUCUACAAGCCAUGUCAAGCUGGUUUGGAUUUGGUCCUGCUGCUGAAGGGAAACAACAACAACAACCUGCUGCAUCACGAUCCGUACGUACAACUAAGGCGGAGAUGGCUGAAACAGUUAAUGUAUUGGAAGAAGAGGAUGAUGGCGUCAAGCUAUUUCCUUUGCUCAGCACCAUUGGUUCAUGGACCGUGAAUAAGGAAACAAAUCAGGUGCUCAAGGCUAUUGGCAAGUUGCUUGCUGCAUUUGGACAAGGUUUUGAAUUAUCCAAUAUCCAAAUCUUGACCGGAUUUUCUAUGCUUGAACGAUUCUAUAUGGAUUUACCAAGAGACCGGACCUGGGAUGUUGUUGAGGACUUGUCAGAAAUUGAAUUGGCAGCCUAUUUCUGGAAAUACUCGGUGGCAUCGUAUGGCUGGAAAGGAUUGAAUUUCAUUGGAAAGGGAAAUGGCUACUUUUCGGAUGCUAUGCGUGAUCACUCGGAUGUGCUUUCAGUCGUUGAAUAUCUAUCCAUCCCAAAGGAAGAUGUUUUGGCUUACGAAUUCCGGGCAGCUGAAGCUUUUCGACCAAGCUAUUUCAUCACUCGAGAUAGACCAACAAACUCGAUUGUAUUGUGUAUACGUGGUACAAUGAGUGCAUUCGAUACCAUGACGGAUCUUGUUUGCGAAUACGAACCAUGGCGUGGAGGUCUCGUGCAUAAAGGAAUGAAGUCUGCAGCCACGUGGUUUUUCCGUCAUGUCGCACCACAGCUUGUUGCCUAUUCGAAUGAGCACUCGACCAACGCCCUUUAUAUUGUCGGCCACAGUCUUGGUGCUGCUACUGCUUCAAUAUUGACGAUCAUGUUGCUCGAUUUCAUGGAUGAAUUCCAAAAGGAUAAGAAGGAAAAGUUCCAGCUCAAAUGUUUUGGAUAUGCACCUGCUUGCGGAUUAAGUCUUGAUCUGGCUGAGCAAUACAAGGAUCACAUUCAAUCGAUUGUCUUUGCGGAUGAUGUUGUCAGCAAGUUGAGUUACGGCUCGAUGAUGGAUAUCAAAGAAUUGAUCAUUGCCAGUGCCGAAGCUGCUCAAAAUCUUGGUAUUGGUCAAUUGCUGUGGACUGAUAAGCCCGAAGGAAAGCAAUGGGAAGCUGCAUUUGAGAGAAUUGCUGAAUGCCGUAAACGUUGUCUCGAAUCUAUGGAGAAUCCAAGGUUGUAUGUAGCAGGAAAAGUGUAUCAAUUCUGGCUGGAUCCAGCACCACACAAUGAUACCCGAAUUGUGAUUGAAAGAACGGAUGCUCGGCGUGUCUCGAGUGAAAUUAUCGUGAGGCGAUCCAUUGUCCUUGAUCAUCUUCCCACCAACUUUGAUUUGGCGUUUAGACGUGCUAGAGAAGCACUCAUGGUGGGAACUGGCCGCACUAGUACCGAUUCAAAGCAAGCUGGUAUCCUGGAUGAAAGCGGUCAUGAAGGCUUCAAAGAGAAAUUAGAAGAACAAGGAAUCAAAAAGACUACACAACGCACUGGAGGUGAAGGCACCACGGUACCUGAAGGAUCCAGUCGAUAG
Messenger RNA from Lichtheimia ornata, 2478 nucleotides. RefSeq lists its product as uncharacterized. Bases 1 to 2478 code for a protein of 825 amino acids. Gene Ontology annotation, biological process: lipid metabolic process. The transcript has 9 exons. Lineage: Eukaryota; Fungi; Mucoromycota; Mucoromycetes; Mucorales; Lichtheimiaceae. The record is from RefSeq and is a predicted model, not a curated record.